AUGAUGUGCGGAGGGACCUCUGCCACGAAGCCAGCCACUGCGGAGAUCCAGAAGAUCGCCGACCAGGUAAAGUCCCAGCUUGAAGAAAAAGAAAAUACCAAGUUCCCAAUGUUUAAUGCUGUGGAGUUCAAGUCUCAGAUAGUUGCUGGAACCAACUAUUUUAUCAAGGUUCAGGUUGACAAGGAUGUCUUCACGCAUGUGCGGGUAUUUCAGAGUCUCCCUCAUGAAAACAAGGCUCCCACCUUGUCCAGCUACCAGACCAACAAGGCUAAGCAUGAUGAGCUGACAUACUUUUAA
This is a messenger RNA of Elephantulus edwardii (Cape elephant shrew), 297 nucleotides long. RefSeq names its product cystatin B (stefin B) (gene CSTB). Gene Ontology annotation, cellular component: cytosol. Lineage: Eukaryota; Metazoa; Chordata; Mammalia; Macroscelidea; Macroscelididae. The transcript is spliced from 3 exons. The record is from RefSeq and is a predicted model, not a curated record. Bases 1 to 297 code for a protein of 98 amino acids. Gene Ontology annotation, molecular function: cysteine-type endopeptidase inhibitor activity.